AUAACUGCUUACUUCCUCUGCUGCUACCCAGAUCUGAGACGCAAGCUCAGAGAAAACAUAUCAGACACAGAUAUAUAGACAGACAGAAGGAUAUAGAUGAGAGAACUUUCAGAAAGUGACACUAUAGAUUGAACUUUUGGCUUCUAAGCAUUACUGUCACUCUUACGAUUUCUGUUUCUGCAACCAUACAAAAAGGCAUUGGCCUACCACUUUAAAACUGUUGGGGGCUAUCAUGCUCGGAGAAGCUUUCCUUCAUGUUCUGAACUGCACAGAAGACACCACGAAACAUGAUGGACACUCUCACACACUCUCAUCCACCCUCACGACCUGUCCCGACCCCUGCAUGACACACGCCACUGCCAGAUCACCUCUGCCACCACAAACUGUGAGAGCUGUCAGGCCCAAAGGCCUGGAAAAGCCAAGGCAGUGCCGGUCCUCUGCACCCAGCAACGCUAUGCCCAUUCAUAGCUGUAGCAGGGAGGAAGACUUGGGCAUGACUCUAUAUUGCUCCUGGUGCUGUCCCAGCUUCUACAAGGACUAUCCAGACCUCCGGCUUGCAGGUGACCGGCUGGAGCACUGGAGUCCUCAUAACCCAGACCUGCUCAACCCACCACCGGACGACGGACCACUGCUUCAAUCUCAGGACUUGAUCUCUCUGGAGCCUUCUUUGGAGCUAAGUCAACAAGCAGUGGGUGUAAGCCAGCAGGACGAGGGGUAUCUCGUCAUGAGGAGUGUUCAGAGCCCAGGCUGGGAGAGAAGGCUCACCAACUCCAUGUUGAACGGCUAUCUGGAGGUCCAAAUGCUGGAGGUGUUUUGCCAGCAUAUGCAAAACAUGGCGUGCUGCGGAUCUUCAUUGCUGGGCGCUGACGUCAUGCCGGCACUGGUGCCCACCAGCCUGACUGUAUCCAAGGAACAGACACUCCCCAGUCAGGAAGAAGAGCUGGGUUCUUCAUCCAGUAAUGUUGUGCGAUACUUGAGCACUUGCUCAGCUCCAGCCACCUCCCACUUCAGCUCACCUGUGCUGCGAAUUUCAGAAGAUGAGUAGCCACACUUAGAAACACACUCCUGACCUAAUAAAACUUCCUGUCUUUUGACCAACACACAAAUUUUUGUUAAAGGAAUGUUCUGCGUUCAGUACCCACAUCAUUUGUGGCAUUUAGAUUACCAGAGAUUUGUUUUGACUAAUGCCAGGAUUUUUGUAAAGCAAAAGUAUAGAUAGAACAUUAACAUACACAAUGUUUCAAAUGUAUAGAUCGUAUGUAGCCCCGGGCCUUUUCAGCGUUGCGCUUGUUGUGUUCUGUCUUUUUUGGUUUGUAUUUUCACAAGGUAAGAUUUUAUGGAUUUAUGAAUGAACCGCUCGUUUUAAAUUCUUCCCUUUAAAUUACAUUUGUCAUGACAUCCACUUUAAACAUUGCAAUGCUCAUGAUAACUUUAGUUAACUCUACAAUAGGUGAAUGAAUCCAUGUCACAAGCUUAUUACUCCCCAAUAGCGAUCCUAUAGAAAUAUUUGAGCUAUAGCGCAAAAACGGAAGUUCAAAGACAAAAUUCUAAAGAUGGCUGCAUGCUUGUUUCUCUGCAUGUUAUCAUUGGGUUUGAUAACUUGUGAACUUGUCUAUAUAAAAGUUACACUACUGUUCAAAGGUUGGGUCUGUAUUUUUAAUAAGUCUCUUAUGCUCACAAUGAAGGCUGUAUAUAUUCAAUCAAAAAUACAGUAAAAAACACAAUAUUUUGGAAUAUUGUAUUGUAAAAUGUACUUUAUUUCAUUGAUUAUUACACAUGAUCCAUCAGAAAUCAUUCUAAUAUGCUGAUUUGGUUCUCAGGAAACAUUUCUUAUUAUUAGCAAUUCUGAAAAACUACUGGAAACUAUUUGAAAUGGAAAUCUUUUGUCAAAUUGUCUUUACUGUCACUUUUGAUGAAUUUAAUGCAUCCUUACUGAAUAAAAGUGUUGAUUCUUUUUUUUCAUAUCAGCACAUCAUAAGAGUGCUUUAACAUACAUGAGUCUUACAUUUCUAUAUUUAGACUUUCCAGACUGCUGAACUCUUUACUUCCAUGUUAAAUACUAAAUUGCCUACGUAAUUAUUACUGUAACUGCAAUUUGUGCUUUUUUAUAAAAGAAAAAAACCUACUGAGGGACAGUUCUGUUAUAAUUUUUAAAAUGUUUUUUUUCUGUUAUAUUUAAACGUUCUGCUACAAAUUCUGUCAAUAGAGCUUAACUUUUGUUUAACUCAGAACAUUCCUUUAAUUUACAUUUUCAUUAAUGCUAAUUCACCCUUUCCAGACCUCACAGACUGACAAAUUGUGACCAACUGCAAAUCCCUCAGAAAACCCACAAACAAGUCCAAUGCCAUAGCAGAGUGCCUCUUUUCUUUUUACUCAUCCACAAUCCUCCUCUCUCCUCUGCACUCCAUUGUAAGCUUCCAUCAACAUGGCAUGUUUAGAAGAAGAGGAACCAAAGUCAUGCUGUCAUGUGUAGACUGUGUAAUGACAUCUAUAAAUGUUACCACUUCCUACUAAACAGCCAAUCAAAUGUUGUUUAACUCCAUCAGUCCUGCUGCUAAAUGCUACUUUCGCUUUCCUUGUAAUCAUAAUAAAGCGUUAAUAAUGAAUUUAAACUC
This is a messenger RNA of Pimephales promelas (fathead minnow), 2615 nucleotides long. RefSeq lists its product as uncharacterized. Gene Ontology annotation, biological process: regulation of toll-like receptor signaling pathway. Lineage: Eukaryota; Metazoa; Chordata; Actinopteri; Cypriniformes; Leuciscidae. The record is from RefSeq and is a predicted model, not a curated record.